Molecule: messenger RNA, 2734 nt
Organism: Ciona intestinalis (vase tunicate)
Lineage: Eukaryota; Metazoa; Chordata; Ascidiacea; Phlebobranchia; Cionidae
Product: elongator complex protein 2
Biological process (GO): tRNA wobble uridine modification
Cellular component (GO): elongator holoenzyme complex
Molecular function (GO): protein binding
Source: RefSeq, a predicted model, not a curated record
UUUUUGGUGAACUUUUUCAGACAUAAGGUAAUAAAAUAAUGAAGUGUAAUGUGAAUCUAGAACACGUAGCUUUGUGUUGUAACAAAAACCCUCAUUGUUUGGAUCAUGGACCUGAUGACGUCAUCGCUUUUGGGAGUUCAAAUUCCGUGGUUAUUUAUGAGCCGGUGAAGUAUAAAGAUGGGAUUCCAGUCACAGCCCACGUUGUUUCCACUUUAAACCACCAUAGAGGUCCUGUAGGGUGCGUCAAGUGGAUUCGAAGGUUUAGCGAUGAUGGGAUUUUAAAGACGCCAUUUUUGCUCUCGGGAUCAGUAGAUAAAACUAUCACGUGCUGGAAAAUUGGGAUCGAAAAUGGAAAGUUUGAUAAAAGUGAAGAAAUUCUUGCUGAGUUAAAAGGACAUAGUGGGACCAUCACUGCUAUGGAUGGGAUAGUCGUUGGGAAUAGAAAUCUUAUAUCUUCAGCUGGUGCUGAUUCUUGUGUUAAAAUAUGGUUUCAUAGCGAUAAUAUAACAAUGGUUGAUUGUGUUCAAACAAUUGACUUUAACAAUGGGUUUGUCCAUGGACUUUCAAUGCAUAUGAUACCAAACACUAAGGUUCCAAUGCUGGCACUUGCAUGCGAUGAUUUUAAGAUUCAUAUUUACAACUUAAAUGGGGAUAUAUUGGAGUUGGAAAAAGUGGAGUUUAAAUUAACCGUGUGUCUAAGUGGGCAUGAGGAUUGGGUCAGAGAUGUCGACUUUUUAUCAAGUUCUGGAGAUUUAAUUUUAUCAAGUUGUUCGCAGGACGGUUUUGUGCGUUUGUGGAAAAUUCAGAAGCAAAAAGAAAUUGAGAAAAAUGAUUUUUCUGAGUUAAAGAUGAAACAGCAGAAUUUUGAAGUUUGUGGAGUGAAGUAUUCAGUUUGUAUUGAAGCAGUUUUAUCGGGGCAUGAAAAUUGGGUUUAUAGUGUUCAGUGGGUUCAUGGGACACAACCUAUGCUGUUAUCAGCUUCCAUUGAUAAAACUGUGGUCGUAUGGGAGUAUGAUGUUGACUGUGGGAUGUGGAUUGAUAAAGUUCGGGUUGGGGAAGUAGGGGGAAAUACCCUGGGGUUUUAUGGAGCACAGUGUAAUGAUAAAGGCAACCAGAUAGUUGCCCAUAGCCACAGUGGUGCUUUGCAUGCAUGGGAUUUGAAGGGGAAUGGAGAAUGGAAACCUGCUGUGGUCGUGACUGGACAUUCUGCUCCUGUAUUAGACAUAAGUUGGGAACCUUUACAUGGGAGAUACUUGUUAACUACAGGAGAUGACCAAACCACAAGGGUUCUCUCACAGUGGGUUCGUGAGUGUGGUUUCAAAUCAUGGCAUGAGAUAGCAAGACCACAAAUUCACGGAUAUGAUAUCACGUGUUUAUCCAUGAUGCAUUCACUGAAAUUUGUGUCCGGCGCGGAUGAAAAAGUUUUGCGGGUUUUUGAAGCCCCGAAAAAUUAUUUGGAAAAUUUGAAAAGCCUUACAGGGUUUGAGUUGAUAAAAACUGAUAUGAAUCACCCUGAAGGGGCAACUGUUCCCGCUCUUGGUUUGUCCAAUAAAGCUGUUCUUGCUGGUAGUAAAUGUGAAAAGGAAAGCGACCGCAGUGAGCAGUAUAUUGAGAAUAUGUUUAUACCCGCUGUGUUGGAUCGACCACCACCUGAAACGCAUCUCUUGCAGAAUACACUGUGGCCUGAGGUGCGGAAGUUGUACGGACAUGUCUAUGAAAUAUUUUGUGUGGCUUGCAGUAAAGAUGGAAACUUGAUUGCAUCAGCUGCAAAGUCAUCCAAGCCCCAACAUGCAGGAAUAAUAAUAUGGGAUACAAAUAUAAUGCAACAGGUUGAUACAUUACAUGGGCAUACGUUAACUGUCACUCAAAUGGAGUUUUCACCCAAUGGAAAUUACCUUCUAUCUGUUUCAAGGGACCGGACGUGGAUUAUUCAUAAAAUCAACAAAGUCAACUCAACUUACGAGUUUUCAAUCCACAGUAAAAGCGAGAAAAAGGCCUCCCACUCACGGAUCAUAUGGUCGUGCUCAUGGGCUCAUGAUAGCAAGUUAUUUGUCACGGGAUCACGGGAUAAAAAACUCAUGAUAUGGGAGGUGAUUAAUGAUACAGUGAAUAGAUUAUGUGUUGAAGAUUGUGGACAACCAAUAACAGCCGUUGCUUUCAGUUCAAAGUUGGUUUCCAUGAACUACAUUAUAGCAUAUGGGCUGGAGAACGGUAGAAUUAAUAUUUCUUUGUUUUCAACAUCUGGUUCUUUGUUUCAAACAAUCUCAAUGUUUAAUCUCAACUUCUCCCAUUGUUUAGCAGUGAAACGACUUCAAUGGAAACCAAAUGUUGAGGAAAAUUCAAAUCUUGUUUUGGCUUCUUGUAGUUUAGAUAAUCAAGUUAAAAUGUUUGAAGUUUUAUUAGAAAGUUAAUUAAACUAAAUUGGAUGUAUAAAAAACUAUCUUUGGUGCUGUUUAGGCUAUAUGUCAUGUUAGUAGUUUUAAUUAAUGCAAUAUCACCUGUUUCAAUCAAUGAGGUUCCUAUGUUUUACAAUUGUGUAUAACUGUAUUUUAACAAUGUCACCUUAGAUUUUGUCUAAAAUUCAAAAACCGUUAUUAUUGCCAACGUUUUAAUCAUAUCCCAGUGUCUCAUUUCUGCCCUGCUUUUGAACCUUACAAUAUAAAUGAGGUCCCCAGUUUAAAACCCCCCUAAAAUAGCAAAAUAAUAACAUGUUCCCACUUACGUUUUGCUCCAG